This is a messenger RNA of Nicotiana attenuata, 1580 nucleotides long. Its product is annotated as tyrosine--tRNA ligase 1, cytoplasmic. NCBI's taxonomy places the organism in Eukaryota, Viridiplantae, Streptophyta, Magnoliopsida, Solanales, Solanaceae. Bases 77 to 1303 code for a protein of 408 amino acids. Gene Ontology annotation, biological process: tRNA aminoacylation for protein translation. The transcript has 11 exons. The record is from RefSeq and is a predicted model, not a curated record. Gene Ontology annotation, molecular function: tyrosine-tRNA ligase activity; ATP binding.
UCUUCUUCUUCAGAACAGUUGCGCCACUCCUAAACCCUAAUUCUUCCUCUCCGCAGAAAAAUCUCAGUUUUGAAAGAUGGAUAACAAAGAAGCUUCAGAAGCCAUUAAUGCACUCUCCUCACCGCCUUCUUCAGCAGACACUUCUAUUUCCACAUCUCAGAAUAUGGAUAAUCAAGAGACUUCAGAAGCCAUUGAUGCACUCUCAUUGGCAGCUUCUUCAUCCAACCCUUCAAUUUCAACUUCGCAGAUGAGCUUGGAGGAGAAGUUCAAGAUUGUUAGAAGUAUCGGCGAGGAAUGUAUACAGGAGGAUGAGUUGAUGAAUCUUUUGGCAAAGAAGCCACAACCGGUUUGCUAUGAUGGUUUUGAGCCUUCUGGUCGAAUGCACAUUGCUCAGGGAGUUUUGAAGGCACUAAACGUCAACAAACUGACUUCGGCUGGCUGCAAGGUGAAGAUCUGGAUUGCAGAUUGGUUUGCGCAGCUAAAUAAUAAGAUGGGUGGUGAUCUGAAGAAAAUUGAGGUUGUUGGUCAGUAUUUGAUUGAGAUAUGGAAGGCUGUGGGAAUGAAUCUUGAAGGGGGUCAAGUGGAAUUUCUAUGGUCUUCAAAAGAGAUUAACUCUAGAGCUCAUGAGUACUGGCCACUUGUUAUGGACAUAGCUCGAAGGAACAAGCUUCCCAGGAUUUUAAGGUGCUGCCAAAUUAUGGGUCGGUCUGAGCAAGAUGAGUUGACAGCGGCCCAGAUUUUUUACCCAUGCAUGCAAUGUGCUGACAUAUUCUUCCUUAAGGCUGACAUAUGUCAACUAGGCAUGGACCAGCGAAAGGUUAAUGUACUUGCAAGAGAGUACUGUGAUGACAUCAAGAGGAAAAACAAGCCUAUCAUAUUGUCCCAUCAUAUGCUCCCUGGUUUGCAGGAAGGUCAAGAGAAGAUGUCCAAGAGUGACCCAUCUUCUUCCAUCUACAUGGAGGAUGAAGAGGCAGAUGUAAAUCUCAAGAUAAAGAAGGCUUUUUGUCCACCAAAGGUCGUAGAAAAGAAUCCAUGUCUGGAGUACAUCAAGUAUAUCGUCCUCCCUUGGUUUUAUGAGUUCAAAAUUGAGCGAAGUGCUGAGAAUGGUGGCGACAAGACCUAUAAGAAUUUUGAAGAAUUAGCGGCUGACUAUGAAAGUGGGAACUUGCAUCCUGCAGACCUGAAACCUGCAUUGUCAAAAGCAAUCAAUAAGAUAUUACAGCCGGUGCGUGAUCAUUUUAAGAAUGAUCAGAAAGCCAAAGACCUUAUGAAAAGGGUGAAGAGUUUCAAAGUAACAAGGUGAGGUCUAGUUGAAUGAAGUGACAUGGAUUAGGAUAUGGUGUGGCUGUCUGGAAGUUCCAUUCCAUUUUUCUCCUGUUUCAAAACUUUAAUACCGUGGUUUCCCAGGAGACGUUAACGUCAUAGACAUCCACCAUUUUGAUAUAAUAUUUCUUAUUCUUGUGUUAUUGAAAUGUCCGAAUCAUAAGACUAGAUUUUGUAAACCGUGAUUUCACAGAGGAUACAUUUGUUAGAAUUUAGCAACAUGGUAAUUUCCAUAUAGGAAGUAAUGCCUGUAUCAA